This is a messenger RNA of Aphis gossypii (cotton aphid), 3098 nucleotides long. It is a transcript of the gene wol, whose product is annotated as dolichyl-phosphate beta-glucosyltransferase. Gene Ontology annotation, cellular component: endoplasmic reticulum membrane. The transcript has 7 exons. The coding region runs from base 155 to 1180 and encodes 341 amino acids. The record is from RefSeq and is a predicted model, not a curated record. Lineage: Eukaryota; Metazoa; Arthropoda; Insecta; Hemiptera; Aphididae.
CAGCCGACUGAUGCCGUAUACCGCGGCGGCGUAUCACCGACAACUGUUCGUAGUGUAAACGUAGUCGGGAUCUCGUCAAUAGCUUUAUCGACAUUUCAAGCAGUUAUUACUCACCUUUGCACUUCGUUCACAGUGGCAUGACGUGUAUGUGAUAAUGGGAUCGGCUGCGGUAAUUCUAAAUCGUGAUGGUUCAUCGCCGCCAGAGUUAAGUUUUGAGGAACUUCUGCCGUGUUUAUAUCAAACAUUUUUCGGGCUCACGGUGCUGUGUGUAAUAUACAUAAACUGGAUGUUGUACUACAGGCGUUCCCCUUGCGCGCAUGAGUAUAGGGCUGACAAUGAAAAACAUUUCACGGACGAAAAAGGCAAGCAAGUGCCGUUUCCUAGUCUGAGUGAUGAAAGCACUUUGGAUUUGUCGGUCAUAGUGCCUGCGUACAAUGAACAGGACAGGAUAAGGCCUAUGCUCGAUUCAUGCUUAAAUUUUUUGACGGACGUCAGUCGAAAAUGGACGUUUGAAGUGAUUGUUGUUAGUGAUGGGAGUACUGACGGGACAUGUGAUGUAGUUAUGGAAUAUGUGCGGCAGUAUGGUUCAGAUCAGAUACGUCUUUUAAAGUUAUAUGAAAAUCGUGGAAAGGGAGGAGCAGUUUCCUUGGGAAUGCAUAGUGCACGUGGACGUACUUUGUUAUUUGCUGAUGCUGAUGGUGCAACAAGUUUUCAAGAUUUAGAACAAUUAGAAUCAGCAUUACUCCUCUUAGCAUCAAAUGAUAUGACUGAGUGUGCUAAAAAGUUACAUGCAGUUGUGUGUGGCUCGCGUGCUCAUUUAGAAACAGAAUCUAUGGCUCAAAGAAGUAUAUUUCGUACUUUUUUGAUGGUGUGCUUUCAUUUUCAUGUCUGGUUAUUUGGUGUACGUAGUAUCAAAGAUACACAAUGUGGCUUUAAAUUAUUCACUCGGCCAGCUGCAAGAAUUUUGUUUAAUAAUUUACAUGUUAAAGGAUGGGCUUUUGAUGUAGAAAUGCUAUACGUUGCUGAAGAGUUGAAAUUUAAAUUAGUUGAAGUACCAGUUCAUUGGACAGAGAUUGAAGGUUCUAAAAUAGUUCCUGUAUGGAGUUGGCUUGAAAUGGGUUAUGAUGUCUUAAAAAUAUGGUUCAAAUACCGCAUUGGAUCAUGGGUGAUACGCAAAUAAAGGACAAAUCUGCUAACAUAUUUGUAUUAUUUGCUUUUCUUUUAAGUUAUUUGAAUAGUAUGUAAAUUACAUACUUUGUUCUGUGUAAAAAUUUAGCAAAUAUUUUAUCAAAAGAAUUUUUAUGGAACUACAUAAUAAUUAUUUCUUUGGCAGAUUAUCAAUUGUGAUAGUUGAUAAAAAAACUCUUUAUAAAGUGAACUAUUAAUACAUUUUAUUAUUGAUUUUUAUUUUAAGAAACAUUUUUUAUUGAGAUUUAAUUUUAAUUAUUAGAUUCUUAGAAGAAGUUUCUUAUAAUAUUUGCUUUAUAAAACAGAGUUAAACUAAUCGUACAAAAUGUAUGAAAAUAAACUUGAUAAAAUAUUUGAUAAUAAUAUAUAUUAAGUUUAAAAUAACGGGACAAAUAUAUUUAAAACUGCAUUCCAUAUUUAUACUACAAAAAAUGUUUUUAUUAAUGAAUAAUAUUAAUACUGUAAUGUUUCCUAUUUGAUUAUUACUUAUUAGUGUAUUAUAUUUACUUUUAUCUAAAUACACAAAAAUAAUUUUUGUUAAAUAAAUAAUUAAGUAUUGAUUUUUCUUAUUAUAUACUCAUCUUCACUAUACACUAUAUAAAAUUAAUAUACUACAGCUUUAUAUAGACACAUUUAAACAAAAUGUAUAAAAAUUAUAGGUUUUCAAGAUUAUUAUUAUUUUUAAGUAAAUACAAUUAGCGCAUUUAUAGUAAUUAAAAUACAUGUGUGCAUAUAAAUAAGUUCUUAUUAUUCAUAUAAAUUUGCUGUCCAUCUAUUAAUACUAUUGAUGUGUGGGUUUUUAAUAUUGAUUGAUUUUUACCUUUGAUUCUCAACAGUAAUAUUAGUACUUAUUUUUACAAAUUUCUGAAAUCUGUUUAGAUUUAGAUUUGUGAAAUUGAUAUUUAAAACACUGGCAUUUUUAUCUAUUAAAUAAUUAAGUUAUAUUUAACAUACCUAAAUAGAUUAUUCUAAAUGUCUAAAUAACUAUUGUUUUUUAACUACAAGUUUAUUUAAGAAUUGUGUGAGAAUUGAUGUUUUCUAAGUUAAACUAUUUUAUAGUCCUAACAUUGUAAUUGAUAAAAUAUUACUUAUGAUAAAUAUUAUGCAAGUAAACAAACUAGUCAAAAUUAAUUGAAUUUAAAAAUACUUAUUAUUUUGAAGAAUGAGGAUUGUGUUUGUUAUUUAAUAUGAAAUUUAUUUUAUUGAAUUCUGAUGUACUAUGUAGUAUUAUUUUGGGCGAAUUCAAAUUAUGUUUUAUAUACAUUAUUUAUUUUAAAACUAAAAUAAAUGUAUUAUUACUGAUAUCUAAAAUGAAAGCUUAUAGGUACAUGAUUGUGUAAUAACAAACUUAUUAAUUUUAUUUAAAUAAUGAAAUGAUUUUAAUUUGUUUAUUUAUUUAUUUUUUAAAAAGUUUUAAAGUUCCACAACUAAUUUAUUUGCAUGUAAAAAAUGAAUAAUCAUCUUUUAAAAAUUGUUUAAAAAAUUAUGAAUUCAUAAUAAGCAAAAUAUUUUAUUGUACAAUUAAUUUUAGUUUAUUAUAAAUUGAAUCUUGUUUAUUAUUUAACAAAACUUAAAAUAUUGUAAUUUAUAUACUAUUAUUUUUUUUUUACUUGAUAUUUGAUUUGUAUAUCUUAUAAAAGUAUGUAUUUAAUUUUCACUGAUUGAUAUAAUGUCUAUUAAACUGGUUAUAGAUUUAAUACUUAAUAUAAUAUAUACAUACUGCCGUCAUAAGCGAAAACGCCGUAGGUCACCGAAAAACGAUUUUGAAAAAAACGCGUUUUUGUAUUUUGUAUUUUCAUAAAAUCAUAACACCUUGUACAUUCUAAUUAUUUAAAUAUGAUAUAUGGUUUCUUAUGUAAUUUUACCCAACGAAUGCAAUGAAACAAUAAUAAAUAUGAUUAAAUUAAUAA